GUGACCGUGCCGUUGAUGACUCGGUGAUGCUCACCGACGACGUGUCAAUGAGGACGAUGAAGGUGAUGAUCCCUGGACCGAUGAACACACGGAAGCUGCGGGAAGCUGUGGCCGACUGUGGGGCACAAGUCGUGAGAUCGUCAAAUGUGAACCAGGCCAAUGUGAUCAUACAACAAGACCCUACACGGCCAAAAACCUCGGCGAGCUUUGCAGCCUUCUUGUUUGGACUGUACAUUGCCAGUCCACGGUUCUUCCAUAGCAAAGGUACCAAAGGAAUGUUGGUUCCCUACCGGAAGGUUUGCAACUCACGAAGACGUUUGGCAUGGGUGUCCCGAGAAUUCCGUGCUUUGCACCCUGAUGCUGCUGGGUGGGUUGAUGCUGCACCUUCUCCAUGGAUUAUCAUGGCUGACAAAGACAAAUUUGUGGAGCGGGCAAGGAGAUACAAGGGACUCGGCUCCACAGCCACGGCCUUCGUCUCCACCAGAGAGCAGCAACAAGAUCCAGACCUCAAAAACAUUUUGUACAAGGUCACAGCCAAUGAUGCGAUGAAGCUGCCAGACCUUGGUGCCUUGAAAUGCAUUUGCGCUGAAUGUCACUGCGACACGGAAGGCUCCGAUACACUUAUGCUAGACCAAUUUGAAUCUGACGAGGAGAUGGUGGUUGAAGGCAACUGACUGCUGGUUCAACUUUUUGACCCAGUAAAUCCUGGUGCUAAUUAAACGACUACAUUGGGGACUUGCCGAUAGAAAA
Cladocopium goreaui is the source of this 750-nucleotide messenger RNA. The record is from the annotation of a GenBank genome assembly. Lineage: Eukaryota; Dinophyceae; Suessiales; Symbiodiniaceae.